AUGUCCUUGCUGCUGUCGCGUCUAUUUAUAUCUCUUGUUUUGGUAAACCAUGCUAUGGGUGACGUUAUGAAGAUGGUAGAUUCACAAUGGAUGGAACGUUUUGUGCCUCGGGAGUACAAAAAAUUGAACGCAGACAAAGGCGAUGAAGCUGACGUCUCCAAAGACAACAACUAUGGCUUCAGUGAACAAGGCAUGAAGGACUUGGAUGAGGUUGGCAAUCUCGUAGGAGGUGGAGAUUCUGAACUGCUUGGGAUUUUGCGACCUUACUAUUCGGUAGUCGAUAUGUCAGCAAAUGGAAACAAACAGGGAAUGGGCUCCUAUCUCCACGUUUUACCUGACUCAUCCGAAGGGGACGAGCCCGUCUACACACUCGGCGCCUCAUUUUACGGUGGACUGGAGCCAGCUGGUGCCAAACUUGGCUAUCUAACAAGACCUUUUGGUUAA
This is a messenger RNA of Cylicocyclus nassatus, 444 nucleotides long. The record is from the annotation of a GenBank genome assembly. NCBI's taxonomy places the organism in Eukaryota, Metazoa, Nematoda, Chromadorea, Rhabditida, Strongylidae.